CUGCAUCUGAUUGUCAUGUUGUUUUGUGAAAUGAGUCCGACAGCCAAAACGUAAAACAAAAUAAAGAAGAAGAAGCAUUAUUUUAAAGAAAAUGUCUCACACUCACUGCUGUAAUCACGGAUCUAAAAAUAGUGAAAAUCCCAAUGAAAUAGGGAUUAAUUACAGUUUAUACACUAAGAUUGAUUUAGACAACGUAGAGUGUCUGAAUGAAUCUAUCGAAAAUUCAGGAAAAUUCAUAUUUCGGUCAUAUGAGGAACGAUUUGAUGUUGACAAAUAUGUGGAAAGCGAUGCAGAUCCAGAACUUCUCUUUAAUAUACCAUUUUCUGGUAAUGUGAAACUUAAAAGCAUAAUCGUGAUGGGAGCAGACAAUAAUAGUCAUCCAAAUAAAUUGAGAUUGUACAAGAACAGACCCAAAAUGACCUUUGAUGAUGUUAAUCUUCAACCCGACCAAGAGUUUCAAUUAACCAUCGAUUCUAAUGGCACUGUUGAAUACAAUACAAAACCAGUAGUGUUCUCAUCCGUACAUCACCUUUCUAUGCACUUUCCUGGAAAUUUCGGGGAAGACUUAACAAAGAUCUAUUAUAUUGGACUUCGGGGAGAGUUUUCUGAAGCUCAUCAUCAUGGUGUAACAAUCUGCAACUACGAAGUUCGACCAAACAUUUCAGAUCACAAAGGUAAAUUGUUUGACAAUGUAAAUCAAGAAAUACAGUAAAAAAUGUAGAUAUUUAUCUAACACGUAAUUUAUUUUUGAGAAAAGUAAUGCUUAAGAUCAUACAAAAAUCGUACAGAGAGAACAAGAAUUUUAGAAAAUCGUGAGAUAUAAUGGAUAUUAUAUGGUUAUUCUUCUUUUGUUCUUACUAAUCUUUAUUUACUUUUACUUUGUCAUCAUUGACUUUUACUGUAUCAUUCGGACUUUUUUUUUCAAUUUAUCUCAUCAAAAUUACGUAGUUUUAAAUGGUAAUGUGCAUUCAAUUACAAAAUAAAUGUUGCUUCGUGUUUAGUUCAAAUUCUAAACAUAGUCGCACUUAAAAAAAUGAUUGCCAGUAGCAUAUAUAUUAUACUAUUCUUAAUUUCAUACACAAUUAAUGAGUAAAAUCUGUUGAUAUAUAUAUAUAUAUAUAUACUAAAAUAUUUUUUUUGUACCGAAAUAAACAAAUUUGGAUGUUAUGCUUGCCUUACUUACAAAAACGCAAAAGAAAAAAAUUUAUGAGUUUUUUUAACGAGCUAAACGAAAUUCUUUACUGUAAGUUACAUAAAUAAAAUUGAUAUUGUAUAUAUCCAACUUACAUAGCAAAGACUGUAUAUUUUUAUAUAUAAUUGUUAUUAUCUCAUAUUAACCAUGCAUACAAAAUAGUUUAAAAUUUUAUUGGAAUACAUCUUUAAGACGGAAUCCUUAGUAAAAUAAAAAAUUAAUCACAUCUUUGUUGUUGCAAUCCACUAUAUAUUUUCUAAUUUUGGUAUUCGCUCGUAAUUAUAUUAUACAACAAAUUUAAAUCUAUUUGCAAAACAUAUUAAAAAGGUUUUAAAGGAAAAUCUGUCGGACAGAGAUAAUCACUAGGAAUUAUACGUUAUUAUCUGCAUUAGGAAAUGCCUAAAAAAUUAGUGUUUGAUUUCGUUGUUGUUUAUUUCGGAGAUUUUACCUGAAAUCGUACAGGAAGUGCCCUGGGUGUAAUAUCUUCAUCGAAAAGAAUAUCAUCUUCAAUCAAACUCGGUUCCUCGUUCUCCCUCUUCCCCUCGAUACUUUCUUCAACAGUCAUAUUGUUUUUCACAGUCUGAACUUCCUGUGAAAAAGUUGGGGAAGGUGAUUCUGUUGUAGUAAAACUUCCUUGUACCAAUUCCGAAUAUAAAAUGCUAUCUAUAUAGAACAUUGUUCCCAGAUUGUACACAAAGUGCUCCUUCUCAAUAAUAUUAGCAUUGUUUACAGUCACAUUUCCUGAUACAGAUCUUUCUAUACGAAUCGCUCCUUCACCCACAGUUUCAAAUACUUCAUUAUGGCGUAAGUCUCGAUCAUAGAGACGACCACGUACAAAGUGAUUUAGCAGCAUACGUAUUCCUUCUUCUGAUGUGAGAACAUUAUCUGGCAAAACGGUAUAACCAAGCUUCUCAAAAGCACAAUCCAUUGGCACAAAAAACGUAUAGUUGGAGCCAGAAACAAAAGGAGCAAUUUCAGCUAUGUUGAGGAUUCUGGAAAGGUAAAUUAUAUUUUUUAUGUAUACGUUGUGAUAUAUGUUUAAUCAAUUUUAAUUUUUUCAAAUUAAUAAUUUACUGUUACU
Molecule: messenger RNA, 2273 nt
Organism: Phlebotomus papatasi
Lineage: Eukaryota; Metazoa; Arthropoda; Insecta; Diptera; Psychodidae
Product: PITH domain-containing protein CG6153
Exons: 3
Coding region: 92-712 (206 amino acids)
Cellular component (GO): nucleus
Source: RefSeq, a predicted model, not a curated record